AAAUAAGGCGUCUCCAAGUGUCAAGUCCCAGCUGUAAUGUUUUGGUUGGAGGAGGAGCAGAGGCUGGCAUUUUUCCGAUUAUGUUUUCUGUGUGAAAGAAUAUUGGGGUGUCACUAAUUCAUAAGUCAGGAUGCGUCUGCGAGCAUCUUCCUUAGUGUUUGGUGGUGCAGUGAGCCUUGCAACACUUGUGCUGCUCUACCAGGUCUUAAGCUUACCUCCAGAAACACAUCCUCCAGGAGAUGCGAAGGAAAUGCGCUCUCUCGAGUCUCGCUUGCAUAGACUGGAAAAUGAUAUACAAUCAAAUCAUCACACCAUCCAGGAGAUUAAAGAUUUGGUUCGACAAUUAGGCAGUGCCAAUAUCAAGGCAAAUGGUCUUCUAGGACCAAGUGAUUCUAUUAGUUUACCAAACAAAUUUGCAAGGAAUAGUCUUAAUGCAAUGAAUGUGAAUGAUAUAAAUGGGCAGGAAGUUCCCCUAAAGAGUGCCUCUGUUGCUAUACAUCACAAUAAGACCUUUGCCAACAUUGCCCAAGAUGACUGUAUAUUUGGACAAGCAGCUGCAUCACCUGUUGAUAUUCAGAUGGAAGAUGUCUACAACAUUAUGAAAUUCGACAACCCUGAUGGUGGCGCUUGGAAACAAGGGUGGAAUAUCCAGUAUGACGAAUCACAAUGGACACCUGAUAAGAAACUAAAAGUCUUUGUUAUUCCACACUCUCACAAUGAUCCAGGUUGGAUCAAAACUGUAGAGCAGUACUUCAGCGAUCAAACAAGACAUAUACUUGAUCAUAUGGUACAGAGGUUACCGCAGGAUCAGCGACGCAAAUUUAUUUGGGCUGAAAUGUCCUACCUCUCCAUGUGGUGGGAUCAGCAGCCUGAAAGUGUCAAGGAUGUUGUAAGAAGCCUAGCAGAUCGUGGUCAGCUGGAAAUAGUAACUGGUGGAUGGGUGAUGAAUGACGAGGCAAAUACCCAUUACUUUGCUAUGUUGGAACAGAUGGUAGAAGGGCAUGAGUGGGUUAGACUCAACCUUGGAAUCAAGCCAAACAAUGGCUGGGCCAUAGAUCCAUUUGGGAUGACCCCCACCAUGGCCUACUUGUUGAAGCGCAUGGGCCUGGAGAAUAUGCUUAUCCAACGUGUGCAUUACUCUGUGAAGAAACACUUGGCUAGAGAAAAGAGCCUAGAGUUUAAGUGGCGACAGAUCUGGGACACAGGUUCAUCAUCAGAUAUGUUUUGCCACAUGAUGCCCUUCUACAGCUACGACAUUCCCCAUACUUGUGGUCCUGACCCAAAGAUUUGCUGCCAGUUUGAUUUUCUACGAAUGUCAGGAUCUGGUGUUACUUGCCCAUGGAGAGUUCCCCCACAGCCUAUUACCAGUUACAAUGUGAAAUCAAGGGCCGAGCUUCUCCUAGACCAGUACCGCAAGAAAGCACAGCUCUUCCGCAGCAAUGUCCUCUUGGUCCCCCUUGGUGAUGAUUUCCGAUAUGUACGUGCUGAGGAGUGGGAUAACCAGUACACCAAUUACCAGAAGCUGUUUGAUUACAUGAAUUCCAGAGAGGAUUUACAUGUUCAGGCUCAAUUCGGCACUCUUGCGGACUAUUUCCGUGCUCUGCAUGAGGAGACUGAUUCGCCAGCAGGAGAGGAACAGGGGGUCUUCCCAACCUUAUCAGGAGACUUCUUUACUUAUGCUGACAGAGAUGAUCAUUAUUGGAGCGGUUAUUAUACUACUCGACCAUUCCACAAGGCUUUGGAUCGCAUACUGGAAGGAUACGUAAGAGGUGCUGAGAUCUUGUACUCCUUAAUGUUAGGAAGUCAGAGUGCAAUAAACACACCACUGACGGAGUUAGCAAACCUCCUGAUGGCUCGUUUGGUGGUGGCUCGCAGAAAUUUGGCUCUCUUCCAGCAUCAUGAUGGCAUUACUGGAACUGCUAAGGAUCAUGUUGUUGUGGAUUAUGCAAAGAAGAUGCUAGAGAGUAUUCACAAUUGCCAGCAUGUGAUUCAGCAGGCAGCACACUAUCUUCUUUCAUUUGAACAGCGGAGUUAUAAUGCCAAUGCGGGAUCAGUGUACUAUGAAUUAGGGGAAAAAUUCCUGGAGCACAACAAGCUGGCAUCACACAUGAUUGUGGCACUAAGAGAUGGUUCAUCAGUGCCAAUAGUCAUCUACAACCCACUCGCACAGCGUCGUCAGGAGCUAUUCACAAUUAGAACGUCAAGUGCAUAUGUGGAAAUAAUUGAUAGCAAGGAGAAAAUGGUGCCAUGUCAGGUAGAUCCUGUCUUCCUUAAAUCAGAAGUAUCGCAGACAAUGUUUGACAUCACUUUCUUGGUUGAUCUACCAGCUCUGUCACUUAUGACAUAUACUAUUAAAGCCAGAGAUCCAGGAACUGUUAACCCCAAGAUGGUCAUGUUCUCUGAUGUGAUUGUGCGGCACACGGGAGCACCUACAGUACCAAAUGUCUUCAAUGUAAUCGAGGAAAAGGACACCAACCCAUUUUCAGUGAAGACAGAUCAAGUCGAAGCUACAUUUAGCAGUAAUGGCUUACUCCAGGCUGUGACAACACAAGGACAGACAAUUCCAGUCUCUUUGGAAUUUGUUAAAUAUGGAGUCAAAAAUAAUCGGGAGACUAGUGGUGCAUACUUGUUCCUGCCAGACAAGGAGGCAGUGCCAGUUGACGUAGGUAGGGCUGGCGUUAUGCUCGUCAAGGGACCUCUUAUGUCAACUGUGUCCAUCCAAUUGAAAAAUGUCCAUCAUGUUGUCAAGAUCAAGAAUUCCCCAGGUGUUGAUGGCAUUGGACUUGACAUCAGUAAUCAUGUUGACAUCACUGCAGAGCAUAAUUUCGAGUUUGCCAUGAGACUAAACACAGGAAUAAAGAAUGAUAAUAUAUUUUACACAGACCUGAAUGGAUUCCAGAUUAUCAAGCGAGUGAGGUACGCAAAGCUACCCCUACAAGCAAACUACUACCCAAUUCCAUCUCAAGCUUUCAUCCAAGACCAAGACUUCCGCCUCUCUCUCAUAUCUGCUCAGCCUCUUGGUGGUGCCUCCUUACAAAGUGGACAGCUGGAGAUCAUGAUGGACCGCCGCCUAAACCAGGAUGACAACCGAGGUCUUGGCCAGGGUAUCCUAGACAAUCUCCACACUGCCAGUAUCUUCCGCCUUUUGGUAGAGCCAAGGAUCUCCACCAAGGAAUCUGGUCCAGCUCAUGAUGGUCCUGCAGCCUUCCCAUCGCUUGUGGCUCAUGCAGCAACCAACACCCUCCUUUACCCAGUCUACUCUCUGAUACCAGUGUCUAAGGUGGGUCCCAUGCACUCAUCUUGGACUGUUGGUGGAGAACUGCCUUGUGAUGUCCACAUGGUCAACUUGCGCACCAUGCUAGACCCUCCAAUUACUACAGGUGCUCAGAGAUUGCAACAUCCUGCAGGCAAGACCACAUCCCUCACACUGCAUCGUCUGGGCUUUGACUGCGGUUUGAAAUCCCAGGGACUUUCAUGCUCUACAAAUGGAGGAAAGGUUCGCUUGUCAGAGGUGUUUCCCAACAUGUUCAGUGAGCAGGUGCACCAGAUGUCGUUAUCUAUGUUAUAUGAAGGUGUUGACAUGACAAAAUCAUACACUUUGUCCUUACAGCCCAUGGAGCUUUAUACAUUCAGACUUCUUCUUAGCUAGCUAAUAUAAAACUUUCUUUAGCUAUACUGUUCUGUGUUGAGCAGCAUUGUUAUUUUAUAAAUAAGAUUUUAAAGUUUUUUUAAUUCUUUUACGUUGACCCCUUUAAAUUUGAUUUGAAGAGUAGUUUUUAUUAUGGUCUUUUAUUUCAAGUCUUUAGAAUCACAGAUAAAAGUGAAAUUUUAAAAGAGAGUAUGUAAAACUGACACCCAUAAAUACAUUAAAAAAAAAAUUUAGUUGCUGUUAUAUUGCACCCACCCCUUUUUCUCCUUAGCAAAGACACCAUUUCCCUUAACUCUGGGAACCACUAGAAAAAAAUAAUAACAUAGGUUACUUGUGAUCUAACUUCAGCCUUAGAGGUAACUGAGAGAAGGGUAAUAUCAAAACAAUUAAUGAGCUUACAACAUUUCCUGAUAUAUUGAAUCAUAAAUCAUAACACUUUCACAACCAAAAACAUUUCAUCAACAAAAUAUCAAAACUUUCUCCAAAUGCGUGUUGUCCAAGCUGUCACUCUUUUCACUGGUAAUUCUUCUUUGGUCGUUCGUCUGUACAGAUCCCUUUUCUCAGAUUUCUUCUUAUCUUCCCUUCAUCAGUUCAAAGAUGAUAUCUUCUUUACUUCUUGUCCACAGCACCAAGAACAAAAAAUCAAAGCA
Molecule: messenger RNA, 4299 nt
Organism: Penaeus chinensis
Lineage: Eukaryota; Metazoa; Arthropoda; Malacostraca; Decapoda; Penaeidae
Product: alpha-mannosidase 2-like
Exons: 23
Coding region: 131-3649 (1172 amino acids)
Biological process (GO): mannose metabolic process; protein deglycosylation; N-glycan processing
Cellular component (GO): Golgi membrane
Molecular function (GO): carbohydrate binding; alpha-mannosidase activity
Source: RefSeq, a predicted model, not a curated record